CUUGUUCCCUGUACUUGUCAUUCAGCUAUCUCAGGAAUUCAACAGCAAACGCUAUCAGCUAGUUCGCCACAAUAAGGACAUUUUGUUCAAACCUUCUUACUAGUUGACGAUACCAAAUCGAUCAACAAUAAAACUUUAUCUGGGAAAGGCGCCGUUACUUACACUGAUGCUCUGAAUGCCUCAUCACGGACGGUGCACUCAUGUCAGCGUUAUGCAAAUGUGAGCUCGGUCUUUAACAAGACCCCCACCCCGCCCCCUUAGAACUUUGGCUGCAUUGGUGUCAGCUCCUCUUCAGCUCCCUCGUCGUCUUCGUACAUGCUCUUACAUGAAGAGAGGAGAGAAACCAGAGGGCUACAGGCAGAUGCGACCCAAAACAUUCCCUGCCAGCAACUACAGUGGCAACAGCCAACAUAUGCUGCAAGAAAUCCGGAAUAGCUUGCGAAACCUGUCGAAGCCCUCCGACCCACCCAAAGUGGACUUUAGCGGUAAAAUGCUUCCAGAGGACCUAAGGCAACAGGGGCGCUCGUUCAACCCCAAGAACCCGCACCAUAAGGCCUUGAGGGAGAUCCGUGAGUCCCUGAUGCCUUUUGCCAAUGAGACCAGCACUUCAGCAGAGCUCAACAAACACAUGGCGAUGGAGCCUCCAUUUGCUGGCUUUGAAGAGACCCCUGGUCACAGUGUGGUGACAGCAGCUGACUACUUGGCAAAGGUGACCUACCAGGACUCAAUGAGGGAACAGAUGGUUUCCACCAACCCAAACACCGCAUGCCUGAAAGCCCCAGGCGCUCCUCACAUUCAGCAGUCACUACUGAGGAGGCCGAGCUGGAAAGGCUCGAAAGAAUCCCUCGCUCCUCGCCAUGCCAUGAUGUACCGCUCAGACAGUCCCGGCCCCCCUCCUGCCUUCCCGCAGGGACACCCCGGUAGCAGCCAGAGAGUCAAUCCUCCCCUGCCGCCUCAGGUGCGCAGCGUCACGCCUCCUCCCAACCGCGGGCCGAUGCCUUCGGCGUCUUCCUGGGACAGCAACCCGUCGACCAAGCGCUACUCCGGCAACAUGGAUUAUCUAGUGCCUCGCAUCUCCCCGGUGCCUCAGGGGGCCUGGGCUGACGGCUAUCCGACCGCAUCGCCUCAGAACCAGCGUGGGAUCAGCCCAGUGCCUAUGGGCCACCAGCCCAUCAUCAUGCAAAGCUCGGGGGGAAAUAAGUUUACCUUCCCGUCAGGUUGGUCUCAGAAUGGCUCAGGUCAGGCAGACUACAUGGCAGGAGGCAGCAGGCAACCGCCUCCCCCCUACCCGCUCAACCAGAGCAGCCGGCAGAGUCCCACUGACCAGCAGAUGCAGGCCGGUGGGCCCGCUUCUUCGCCGUCGUACGUCAACGGCGGGAACCUCCCUCAAUCCCUGAUGGUUCCCAAUCGGAACAGCCACAACCUUGAUAUGUACAACAUGGGGCCUCCCCAUUCCUGGUCUCAAAGCCUCCUCGCCCCCAACCAGCCGUCUUCGUCGGGCAGUAGCGGCAACCAGGAUCUGUCGCCGUCAUGGCAGCACAACAUGCUAGCGCGCUCCAAUUCCUUCAACAGCAGAGCAGCCCAUCCGGCCAGCUCGCAGCCGUCCGCCACCACCGUCACCGCCAUCACGCAAGCUCCCAUCCUGCAGCCCGUCAAAAGCAUGCGGGUCCAGAAACCCGAACUGCACACGGCCGUCGCCCCCACGCACCCGCCGUGGAUGCAGCAAGCAGCUCCCGCCGCCCCCGCUUACCCGGAGCCCUCGGUCCCCGUUCCUCAGAUCGCCGUCGUAGCGGAGGUGCCCAGCUACCAGGGCCCCCCUCCGCCUUACCCCAAGCACCUCCUCCAACAGCAAGCUGCACCGUCACCCCCGGCGUACGACCAAGGGGCAGGGAAGCACGGCACCAGCAGAGAGGAGCCGGCCGAAGACGAGAGCGCUUUGGGGGAGAAAGCAGCCGAAAGUUCCGAGAGCAACGCGGUGACAGAAAAGGAGAAGAAGCAGAUCACCACGUCGCCCGUCCCCGUGCGUCGCAACAAGAAGGACGAGGAGCGCAGGGGGGAGUCGGGUCGUGUGGCUUUGUACUCCCCGCAGGCCUUUAAGUUCUUUAUGGAGCAGCAUGUGGAGAACAUCCUGAAGAACCAUCAGCAGCGUAUCCGGAGGAGGAAGCAGCUGGAGAGUGAGAUGCAGAGGGUGGGCUUGUCGUCGGACGCCCAGGAGCAGAUGCGUAUGAUGCUCUGCCAGAAGGAAUCAAACUACAUUCGGCUCAAGCGGGCCAAGAUGGACAAGUGCAUGUUCAAACGAAUCAAGACCCUGGGCAUCGGGGCCUUCGGCGAGGUAUGCUUGGCUAGGAAAGAGGACACGGGAGCGCUGUACGCCAUGAAGACCCUUCGCAAGAAGGACGUGCUGCUCAGGAACCAGGUGGCCCACGUGAAGGCCGAGAGGGACAUCCUGGCCGAGGCCGACAACGAGUGGGUGGUGCGUCUCUACUAUUCUUUCCAGGACCGGGACAACCUGUACUUUGUCAUGGAGUACAUCCCCGGCGGGGACAUGAUGAGCCUUCUCAUCCGGCUCGGCAUCUUCAAGGAGGAGCUGGCUCAGUUCUAUAUCGCCGAGCUCACCUGCGCCGUGGAGAGCGUCCACAAAAUGGGCUUCAUCCACCGCGACAUUAAGCCGGACAACAUUCUCAUCGACCGAGACGGACACAUAAAGCUCACCGACUUUGGCCUGUGCACUGGAUUCCGCUGGACUCAUGACUCCAAGUAUUACCAGAGUGGAGACCAUGUCAGGCAGGACAGCAUGGACUUCAGUAAGGAAUGGGAGGACCCGGCCAACUGCCGCUGCACGGACCGCCUGAAGCCUCUCGAGCGGAGAAAAGCCCGACAGCACCAGCGCUGCUUGGCUCACUCGCUAGUGGGGACGCCCAACUACAUUGCACCUGAAGUCCUGCUCAGAACAGGAUACACCCAGCUGUGUGAUUGGUGGAGCGUGGGCGUCAUUUUGUACGAGAUGGUCGUCGGGCAGCCUCCCUUUUUAGCGACCACGCCUCUGGAGACGCAGCUAAAGGUGAUUAGCUGGAAGAGUACCCUCCACAUCCCCCCGCCUGCCAAACUCAGUCCGGAGGCGUCGGACCUCAUCGUGAAGCUGUGCCGCAGCCCCGAGGAUCGCCUCGGCAGGAACGGCGCCGACGAAAUCAAAGCCCACCCUUUCUUCAAGACCAUCGACUUCUCCAACGACUUGCGGGAGCAAGCGGCGCCCUACGUCCCCACCAUCGCCCACUCCACGGACACGUCCAACUUUGACCCCGUGGACCCCGAGAAGCUGUGGAGCGGCGACAGCGAUGGCGAGGAUGACCUCGGCGACACGGGCUGCUGGUUCCGCAACGGCAAGCACCCCGAGCACGCCUUCUACGAAUUCACCUUCCGCCGCUUCUUUGACGACAACGGCCACCCGUACAGCUGCCCCAAGCCCAUUGCGUACGAGGGCCUCAACGAGGACGAGGCGGAUUCCGAGGGACCCGAGCCCGAGGUGCCAGCUCAGGUCAGAGAUCUCGUCUACGUGUAGCAAUCUGGAGAUUUGCUUUCUGACUGGUACCGUGGUAGGACAGUGUGCGUGUAAUAGGAACUGCUCACGUUUUUUUUUUUUUUAGAGUAGUCUUAAUUCGGAAGAUGAGCAAAAGCUUUUUAAAAUGGAUUCAUACUGGUCAUCCAGUUGAGUCAGUCAUCAGCUAGUUGCUGUACACGCAUAUGACCUAAUUUGGCAUAAACUUCCCUCAAGCUCUUCUUUUUCAUUGACUUCUCAACUGCUUAAUUUAUUGACAAAAUCCCAACUGACACGGUUCACUUUUAGCGUGGGUACUUUGAUUAAAUCUUUAUUAAUUUAUAUUUUGACUGGCUGUCGCUACCGGGACCUUAGCGACGUACGUGACUGGUGGAUGAUUAAAGUAUUGAUUGCUACAUUUAUUCACUGCGGUGCCUUUUUCUUUCCCCCCACCAAAUAUAGUUAAUUCUCAGACUGGCAUUAAAUGUGUAUGUAGAAGUAGACCAUUGAUUGAACUACAGUAGCUUUUUGUUUUAUUUUUCUAAUUUAUACCCAUAUUUAUAAAUGAAGUUGUACACAGUUGAUGUAAAUAUUUCUUUACCCUGUCACUUAUUUUUUGUCCCCCUAAGGGCAGGCCCUCUUCAAUGUCCACUACUGCUGGCUUUUACUUAUUAGUAUUGAUAAUUCUACUUUAUUCUCAUCUCAUCCAAAGCACUAAAUACAAGCGUUUAGUCAUUAGACACGUAGAAAACACUUUUUUUUUUUAACUCUGAAUGUAGUUUUUUUUUUCUCGACUUAAUGGAGACCAUUGGCCUUCUGCACUGGUUUUGUGUAGUCACACAAGAUUGAUAAUUGUAUAUUUGUGUGUAUACACUGUUGCUCUUGAGAGGUUACAUGUAUGGGAAGAGGGUGAUCAAUAAAGAAUGUUGAGAAUGAAACUUAACACAUGCAAAAACA
This is a messenger RNA of Syngnathus acus (greater pipefish), 4492 nucleotides long. It is a transcript of the gene lats1, whose product is annotated as large tumor suppressor kinase 1. The record is from RefSeq and is a predicted model, not a curated record. Lineage: Eukaryota; Metazoa; Chordata; Actinopteri; Syngnathiformes; Syngnathidae. Gene Ontology annotation, biological process: hippo signaling; G1/S transition of mitotic cell cycle; regulation of organ growth. The transcript is spliced from 8 exons. The coding region runs from base 326 to 3559 and encodes 1077 amino acids. Gene Ontology annotation, molecular function: protein serine/threonine kinase activity; ATP binding.